AUGUCGGACAGUAACGACGCGGGACGCGUGACGUACGAACUGCUGCGAACCCGUGGAGACCUGAGCAAGGCAGAGACGCACAAGGAGAUUGUACGAGCGCUGAGCUGUGUGAGCGAUGACCGCGGCAGUGCCGAGGUCUUGCAGCGUUACCACGCGACCGAAUACGCAUAUCUGCGAGGAAGAGAGAAGAAGGAGGUGUCGACGAGACGGAGUCAGGUGCGGGAGAAGUGGAGACUGAGACAGAGUGAGGUCGAAGAGGAAGGCGCCACAGUCGGAGACGCUCGACGACGCUUUCCCAGUUUGUUUCAAGGAGUGGUGGAAGAGCGGACGAAGCACAAGAAGCUAAAUGCAGCCAAGAGCCAUGUGUCAGUUCAGCCUCAAGCGCCAAUUCAUCCACCAGCUAUUGCAGAAGAUGAUGUGGCAGGUCCCGUCGGUAUGGCUCCAAGUAUUCGUCCAAGGGUGGAGCCUAGUAGGGACAACAUCAACUUGUUGGACGGUGUCUCGGGUGGGCCGUCAGAGGCGUCUCGGGUUUCUCUGUCACACGAAUCUUCUUUUCGGCCUAAGUCAGCGUUAAGUGACCUGCUUAGUAAGAGGUCACGAUUGCCUCACGAAGAUCUCGAGUCGCUUGGCGACGAUACUCGUCCCAAGCUAGUGCAACAGCGUAAUCCCUUCCAGACUGCUUCAGAGCAACUACUGCGAGACCGGAAAACCGGAAAUGCUGAUGAUGAUCAGCUAAGAAGCAGGAACGGACGGCGGCGCGAUGCGCGGGGUCCUUCGCGUGGAUCAUACCAUCCCGUCAACCAAGACCUCCUUCUUGGUGGAGUUCGAAACGGCGACAACGAUGGGUACAUGUCAGGACCAUCUUCAGUCAGCAAAAAGUUUGUGUCUCCAAUGAACAAUAGUGGCGCGAACAAGAGUGUCAAGAAAGUCAUGCCCCCUGACGAGGAUGAAAAUACGGACCCACGACUCAAGAGUUGUGAUCCCGAGUUGAUUGAAAAGAUCGAAAUGGAGAUCAUUGACAAUGGAGACCCAGUUACAUUCGACGAUAUCGCUGGACUGCAAUUUGCGAAGAAGUGCGUGAACGAGCUGGUCAUUUGGCCGAUGCAGCGACCAGACAUCUUCACUGGACUUCGAUCUCUCCCGAAAGGUUUGCUGUUAUUCGGACCCCCUGGUACGGGCAAAACGCUGAUUGGCAAAGCCAUUGCUAGUCAGUCUGGUGCGACCUUCUUCAACAUCUCUGCUAGCUCCUUGACAAGCAAAUGGAUUGGUCAAGGAGAGAAGCUCGUUCGAACACUGUUUGCUGUUGCAGCUGUAAAACAGCCCUCAGUGAUAUUUAUCGAUGAAAUCGAUUCGCUAUUAACUCAACGGAGUUCGGAAGACAACGAAGCUAGUCGACGGAUGAAGACUGAAUUUUUGGUGCAGCUCGAUGGUGCCGGAACGAAAGCAAAGGACAUCAUACUUGUCGUUGGUGCCACAAAUCGACCUCAAGAGCUCGACGAAGCUGCACGUCGACGCUUUGUCAAACGUUUAUAUAUUCCUCUCCCUUCGCUCGAGGCCAGACUCGAUAUGGUCAGCAGGCUGCUCAAGAAUAACCAGAACGACCUGACAGACGAGAAUUUGGGUUUCAUCGCUGAGUCCACCAAGGGAUACUCCGGUGCCGAUGUUCGGGCUCUUUGCACCGAGGCUGCGAUGGGUCCGAUCCGAAACUGCGCCGAUAUUCGCACGAUGGACGCAGAUUCUGUCCGUCCCAUUAACUCAGAAGAUUUCAAAGACGCAUUGCGUGGGGUACGCUCCAGCGUCGCAGCAAGGGAUCUUGCAUUUUACAAAGAGUGGAAUGACGAGUUCGGAAGUUUUGCUUUCGAGAGUCACGAGUCCUCUUAA
This is a messenger RNA of Peronospora matthiolae, 1881 nucleotides long. Lineage: Eukaryota; Oomycota; Peronosporomycetes; Peronosporales; Peronosporaceae. The record is from the annotation of a GenBank genome assembly.